CCCGUGAGGGGUCGGAGAUGGGGGAAGGCCAAUAGUGGCAAAGCUAGGGCGGCACUGCGGCCUUGGGGCCAAUGUGAGCUCGCCGAUAGGCCGGGCGGGGCGGGGCGGUAGCUGUUAGUCGGCGCAGGACGGAAGAGGAGCUCUUUGGGGUGGUUAUUCCUGGAGUUGUCGGCGCAGGGGGUUCGGCCCCAGGCGCGAAGAAGGCGUGCCCGGCCCGCCUGGGCUGUGAGUGGCGCGGAGUUCACUUCUGCCAGGAUGGCUGCCCGGCUGCCCCUUGAUGCGCUGGGUCGAAGAGUCCUGUGUGGCACAGACUAUGCGACUGUGCGCUAUGUUGGCAGUGUUCCUCCUACAGCAGGAAUUUGGCUGGGCGUGGAAUGGGAUGAUCCUCAGAGAGGAAAGCAUGAUGGUACCUAUGAAGGAACACAGUAUUUUAAGUGCAGGCAUCCUAAAGGAGGAUCGUUUAUUCGGCCAAACAAGGCAAAUUUUGGAGUAGAUUUUCUUACUGCAGUAAAGGAUCGGUACGGAUUGAAUGAUCAUCAAGAUGUUCAACAUGGGACAGAAAAUACAUUAGUAUUUGGAAAGAAGACUGUAGAAUUUGUUGGCAUGGAUUCUAUUGCAGAACAACAAAGCCAACUGAACCAACUGGUAGAUAUCUCAGUGCGUGAAUGUGCAGUGAGCCACGCGGGGCAGGAGGAGGAAAUCGGCAGAACAUGUGCUAGUAUUAGGCAUAUAAAUCUGUCAAAAAAUCUGAUAUCAACUUGGGAGACAGUAACAGCUAUUGCUUCUCAAGUUCAAAAUCUGGAAACACUUAAUAUCAGUGAAAACAAAAUUAAAUUUCCAUCUACAUUAAAUUCUGUAUCCAGUGUAUUUUCAAAAUUGAGGAUUCUGGCACUUAAUCAAACUGAGAUAACAUGGACAGAGGUUCUUCUUUGUGCUCCAGGAUGGCCAGCACUUGAAGAAUUGUACCUUACUUCUAAUAAUAUUACACUUUCAGAAAGGCCUGAUAACGUCCUGCAGACCCUGAAGCUGUUGGACCUUUCAGACAACCAGUUACUGGAUGGAAAUCAGCUGCAUCUAAUAGCACAUCUCCCCAGAUUAGAACAACUAAUACUUAGAAACACUGGACUAUCUUCCAUACACUUUCCUGAUGCUAGAUUUGGAUGCAAGACUAAAAUGUUUCCUUCACUAAAGCACCUUGCAAUAAAUGACAGUAAAAUAUCACAGUGGUCAUCUAUCAAUGAGCUUGAUAAACUGCCAAGUUUGCGGUCACUGCAGUGUCACAAUAACCCUUUCGUGGACACAGAGAAGAACCCAGAGACCCUGAGACAGCUAAUUAUUGCCAAGAUAAGUCAACUGGAGGUUUUGAACAAGUCUGAGAUCCUUCCUGCUGAAAGAAAAGGCGCAGAGCUUGAUUAUCGCAAAAUAUUUGGAAAUGACUGGUUAGCAGCUGGUGGGCAUUGGAACCCAGAGAAAAACAACCCAAGUGAAGAAUUUCUUGCUGCCCAUCCCAGAUACCUGUUGCUUUGUCUUAAAUAUGGUGCACCUGAAGAAGGAGAACUGAAGAAACAACAGCCUUCGACUCUGAAAAAUCAGCUUCUGACUUUGACAAUUAAGUGUCCCGAGAAACCUGAACAGAAGCCAGUAGAGAAAAAGCUACCAGAGUCUAUGACUAUUCAGAGGGUCAAAGGAUUGCUCUAUCGCCUACUUAAAAUUCCUGGUUCAGAACUGAAGCUGUCCUACAAAAGUUCCAAACUGGAAGGAAAAGAAGUUGAACUAGACAAUGACUUAAAGCCUUUGCAGUUUUACUCAAUAGAAAACGGAGACUGCAUGUUAGUACGGUGGUAAGAACGGAUGCUCUUGGCAGACUGAAGGAAAAGCCAACGCUGGAACUGCAGAAGAGUUACAUACUGCGCACAGACAGCACAGCAGCCUCUGCCUGAACACACACAGGAUGCGUCAACUUCACAUGUGGCACCAGAGGGCUAUACAGUAAUUCUUUCAGCUCCUGAAUUUAAUCAGUGUCCAUGAAAGCAUCUGCUUUUGGCUGAACUGUCUUACUUGAGAGGUACCAAAUACUGCUUAAAUGCUUCAAUUAAAUAAAACUCAAGGUAACUUUUGGAACAAUUUUA
Molecule: messenger RNA, 2129 nt
Organism: Columba livia (rock pigeon)
Lineage: Eukaryota; Metazoa; Chordata; Aves; Columbiformes; Columbidae
Gene: TBCE
Product: tubulin folding cofactor E
Exons: 17
Coding region: 256-1845 (529 amino acids)
Cellular component (GO): cytoplasm
Molecular function (GO): protein binding
Source: RefSeq, a predicted model, not a curated record